AUGAUACUCACUGGUGCCUCCAGAGGCAUUGGUGGUGCAGCUGCUGAGAUUUACCUCUCUCAAUCUACUUCUCACAACUUAGUAGCAAUUGCUAGAUCGCUGGAGUCAUUAAAUGCGUUGAAGGAGAAAUACGGCGACAGAGUAAAAACUGUGACUGGAGACAUUUCAGACGAGAGAGUGGCUUCAGAAGCUAUAGAGAAAGCUCUCGAAUUUGGCUCAAUUGACUCUGUUGUGGCGAACGCCGGUGUUCUUGAUCCAGUGAACACUGUUGCCAAGGCAGACGUUGCCAAAUGGAGGAAUCUUUUUGACAUCAACUUUUUCUCCGUGGUUGAUCUCUUCCAGAAGGCUUUACCGCAUGUGAAGGAGUCUAAUGGCCGCUUUGUUGCUGUUCUGUCUGGUGCUCUGACUAAAUCUUACUACGCAUGGGGUGCUUAUGGUGCCUCCAAGGCUGCUUUGAACCAUCUCGUGCAGACAAUGGUUGCUGAGGAUCCUCAAGUGAAUGCUAUUUCUGUAGCACCCGGUGUGGUGGACACAAAUAUGCAAGAGGAUAUCAGGACAAAAUUCGGAGCUAACAUGACACCUGAGAGCUUGCAGAGAUUCAUUGAUUUUCACAAGAACAAGGAGUUGUUGCCACCAGAGGUUCCUGCAAACUUGCUAGUGAACUUGGCAGUCAAGGGUUGGGGUAAGAAUCUCAAUGGUGGGUACCAUAGAAUUGGCGAGGAAGCGCUCAAAGAGUUCCAAUGA
Molecule: messenger RNA, 744 nt
Organism: Candidozyma auris
Lineage: Eukaryota; Fungi; Ascomycota; Pichiomycetes; Serinales; Metschnikowiaceae
Product: sepiapterin reductase family protein
Exons: 2
Coding region: 1-744 (247 amino acids)
Cellular component (GO): intracellular anatomical structure
Molecular function (GO): oxidoreductase activity, acting on NAD(P)H, oxygen as acceptor
Source: RefSeq, a predicted model, not a curated record